CCAAAAAAAUAAUUCAGGAAGUCGGUAGGGUUUCUCAUUGUAGAGAGAAGUUACACCCAAAUCCAUCUCAACUUGAGAAGAACUGCGAGUUUGGCGAAUGGAUGAAUUAAUGUUCCCAGGAGUCGAAUUGGUCAAAGAUUGUCCAAGUUCACCCGGUAGAUCUACAAAACAUAGAGAUGAUAAUCUUGGUCAAAGUGGCCAAACCGUGACAGAAAAGGGUAUUCCUGAAGCUAUGCUAGAAAAGAUUGCAAAAGUGGCAUCACAAGAAGAAGAACGGAAGGAUUUUUUGAGGAAUUCAAUGUUCUCGAGCCUUAAAGAUAGAGGAGGUGAGGACCGGGUCUUCACAGCUGCCAAGGGGGCUGCAUUCUUAGCACAUAAUAGUUUUUCUUGUAUUAGUUGGACUAGAGUGGAGGACGAAGUGUUUUCGGAAGACCCUGAUGCAUUAACACAUGUGCAGUGGGAGGUUUUGAAAGCUCUUAUGAUUCUUGUAUUAAGUGUUUAUGAUAUGGUAAUUGCUCUGGCUGAUGCUAAGCAAGUUUGAGAUUCACAAUUCUUU
Camellia sinensis is the source of this 556-nucleotide messenger RNA. The record is from RefSeq and is a predicted model, not a curated record. Lineage: Eukaryota; Viridiplantae; Streptophyta; Magnoliopsida; Ericales; Theaceae.